CACUUGGGCAGCGAUGGGCGGCCGCGAUGAUGGCGGUCGUGGCAAAGGAAAGGGAGGGCAGCCUCUCGAGCUCGUGAAACCAUGUAUAUGGUUGGGCGGUCUUCCUAAAGACAUCAAACACGACGAGGUGGAAGGAGUGUGCUCCAGAUACGGUGCUAUCGAUGACAUCAACAUCAAGCAUUCCGAGCGAGACACCUUUGUCUUUGUCACCUUCAAACGCCUAGAGUAUGCAGAGGUUGCCAUCAAAGCGCUUGACCAAAGCAGAUCCUUUGGAGCUGGUAUCAUCAAGGCUGCCCCGGCGACUCGCAGAGACAGUGGAAGCGGCAAAGGUGACAAAUCCUGGGGCGACAAAUGGGACGAGGACCGGAGGAGAGAUGACUCGGGACGACACAGAUCCCGUGGCUAUGAUAGCCUGGAUCGUCGGGACGAUGGCCGCUCCGGCCGGGACCGCGGCGACCGCGGCGACCGCGAUGAGCGCGGCCACCGUGGCGCCCGCUCCCGCGACCGGCAAAGCUACGAGCGCCGUGAUGGCCGCGAUGACCGGGAUGGCAGGGACGGACGCGAUGCCCGCGAUGCACGCGAUGGUCGAAGGGAGGAGAGAUAUAGCCGUGACAGGGGCCGCGAGGGCCGAGACGAGCGGCGAUAUGAGGACCGCAACAGAGGCGGCCAUUACUAUGAUGGUAAGGGACGAGAUGGAAAGGGCCGUGAUGAUCGAGAUGGUCGUGAUGGUCGCGAUGGCCGUGAUGGCCGUGAUCGCGAUGGUCGCGACGGUCAUCGCGAUGGCCGUGAUGGCCGUGAUCGCGAUGGCCGCGACGGUCAUCGCGAUGCCCGUGAUGGUCGCGACGGUCAUCGCGAUGGCCGUGAUGGCCGUGAUGGUCGCGACGGUCAUCGCGAUGGCCGUGAUGGCCGUGAUGGCCGCGACGGUCAUCGCGAUGCCCGUGAUGGUCGCGACGGUCAUCGCGAUGGCCGUGAUGGUCGCGACGGUCAUCGCGAUGGCCGUGAUGGUCGCGAUGGCCGUGAUGGUCGCGAUGGUCAUCGGGAUGGCCGUGAUGGCCGCUAUGCCUAUGAGGAUCAACCUCCCCGUGGAUAUUCCAACAGAGAGGGCGAUCGAGACGAUCGAAGACGUCCCCCGGAGGAUGCAAACAGACGGCCGGACACCAGAGAAAGGGCUGGAGGACGAGGCCGAGACGAAAGCACCCGAGGCGACAGUGCCGGGCGUCGAGACGACCGAGGCGAAGCCGCCCGGGAUGCCCGGGAUGCCCGGGAUGCCCGGGAUGCCCGGGAUGCCCGGGAUGCCCGGGAUGCCCGGGAUGCCCGAGACAUGGCUCCGCGUGAGCGGAGAGACCCUGCUCCUGAUCGGGGCCGCAAUAGAGGCCCACCUGGUGAUCAACGCAGAGGUGAUCGAUCUCGUUCCAGAGAUCGAGAGACCAGAGUUCGCAUGAACAUUUCCAAUCUUCCCCAUGAUAUGGAUGAAGCGGAGCUCAAGGAUACCGUGGCCAAUUAUGGCAAGGUCUUGAACUUGCGGCUUUUGGAUGGUCCCCGUGAUGCGCCAAAGCGUGGAUGGGUUGAAUUUGGCAGCCACCGGGAAGCUGAGCGUGCUGUCUCCGAACUCGAUGAAAGGUCGAUGGCAGAAUGGCAUUUGCUGCUCAAGGCUUCCAUUGAUUCUGAGGCACCGGGCAGGUUGAGGCUGCAAAGUAUUGAGAAGAACUCAACUGCUAUUGCAGAUGUAGUUCUCGCGCAUGGAAUGAGCAACUGCAUACCACGCAACGACCAGUACGAUCAAAGUGGUGCUCGGCAACACUACUUCUUUGUGAAGAGCAUCACAAUCGUUACUUCGGCACUACGACUGUGGAUGGUUCUCUACAUCCUCUUAUACUCGAGCGGUAUUGAUGACAGUCGACCAGCAGGCUGUACAAAAAAAGACGCGAAAAGGAAAAGGAUGUCCAGGCAUAGCACUGCGAUUAGCAUGGCAAAAAUGUUCACAGAUGGUCACAACAUGCCUCCAUUCCAUACUGUGAUGGAAGCUGAGACCUUCCAACUGGAUCAAGAGAGCUUCAAGCGGCGCUUGCAGCGUGGCUUUUCAUCGCACCUGGAUUUGAAUUGCCCAACUCGACGGGUUUUCCUUGCCUGUGCCACACGAGCUUUCCGCCAGGCCCAGGCAGCGAGCGGAACAACCACGGAUCGGGUUCACCGCUUGGCAUGGCAUUUGACGGACAAGCAGCAGCUUCCAAGCCGCUCCUCCAAGGAUUACCAGCAGCGGAUUGGAGCCCGUAGCCAGGGAGCUCCACCAGUCAGUGGACGCCAGGCAUCCCAAGCAAGUGGUUCUAGCACCCCUGGAACUGCCACUUCUGGGCGUGCUGGCUCAACUGGUCGUGUUGUAGCUCGCAGUGGCAACGCUGUCCCUCUCGUUGUGCAAACCAGAAGCGUCCUGGAUGGCAAAGGACACAUCCGCUACGGUCGACCAUUGGUGGCAUCCCCUGCAUCUUCAUCGACUUUGAAUGGACCAGCAGGAGGGGCCGCUUCAAGCAGGGAUGCAGCAGAGGAGCUGCAAGCUGUGAGACGAGCAAGAUCUGCAGGGCGGGUUGGUGUAGGCGAUAGCAAGGAUGCCAAAGAUCCAAAGGCAACUUCAGCUCCUAGACGCGACUCGCCACUUCGAAACCUUUCGCCAAAAGGUGUGAAGCCCAGGCGUGCGUCGCCAGUCCGCAAACAAGGACCUCGAGAAGUCAGCCGCUCGCCGGAGCCGCCACGUGCGAGGCCUCCCUCGGCCCGAGAUGUCCAGGCGUCUCCAGGUGGUGAUAGAAAUGAGCAAACGGAUGAUCUCGCUCAGCCGACGUCCUUUGUCCAGUCCUUGGCGAGACUUGCGUUGGUCCUGGAACGUAAUGGCCAAGCUGGAACAGGGGCAGCAGCUGCAGCAACAGCUGUUGCAGCAGUUGUUGCCAAGCAGGGUGAUGAUGGACUUGGUGACAUUCACCAGUACCUCCAAGCUCCAGAUUCAAACCGCAAGCCGCGGGAGGCUGAGCAGCUUCGCAGCACGGAGGAAGCGAUAGGAAUCCGUGCUCGCUGCGCGCGCUUGGAACAUGAGGUGGCAGAGCUGCGCGUGCAACUGUCCAGAAGGUUGGACCAAGCAGCUAUGGAUGUGGCUGCAAGCCGCCAGGCGGCUGAAACUGCUACAGCUCAGGUGGCCGCUUUGAGAGCAGAGCUUGCAGCCAUCAUUGGGAAUGGUGAAGAGGUCAAACCAAAGUUUGCAGCGGAGGACCAGGUCCGCCACUGGCCGCAGCAGCUAAUCUGA
This is a messenger RNA of Cladocopium goreaui, 3289 nucleotides long. The record is from the annotation of a GenBank genome assembly. NCBI's taxonomy places the organism in Eukaryota, Dinophyceae, Suessiales, Symbiodiniaceae.